Molecule: messenger RNA, 488 nt
Organism: Helianthus annuus (common sunflower)
Lineage: Eukaryota; Viridiplantae; Streptophyta; Magnoliopsida; Asterales; Asteraceae
Product: peamaclein
Exons: 2
Coding region: 29-352 (107 amino acids)
Source: RefSeq, a predicted model, not a curated record
ACACUCCAUCACUCCAUAAUCCAACAAAAUGAAUCACCUUCCAUUUUCGAUUCUACUUAUCGCCACCCUCCUCCUCUUCACCUCCUCCUUCUCCGUCGUCGAUUCCACCAUCGCCACCGCUCCCACCGCAGCUACACCAGCCCCUUCCCCUAUUCCAAGUACGCUUGGAUGCGAUGACAAGUGCGAGAAAAGGUGCGCGAACGCCGGAUACAAAGAACGGUGUUUGAAGUAUUGUGGGAUUUGCUGCGGGAAAUGCCAGGGUUGUGUUCCUUCAAGUCCCUAUGCAGACAAGGGAGAGUGCCCUUGCUAUCGUGACUUGAAGAACUCUAAGGGCAAAUCCAAAUGCCCUUAGUUUCAACUUUUUAUUUAAAAGGAAAUUAUUAUUAUUAUUAUUAUUGUUGUUGCAGAGUGCAAAUAUGGAUCUAUUUCUACUUGGUGCUUCUCUGUGGACAUCUUAAUGUUAAAUCAAUAAAAAUUUUACUUAUGUA